AAGUUGGAAGCCAAACUCCCCAAAAGCAUGCAAUAAAGGGACAAGCUAUAGGCCUCCACCUCCUACCCUUCCUCCUCCUACUUCUCUCUCACCAUGGGGACUCUAGAGGCACAAACAACAUACCCCUCCACCACCACCACCACCACCACCGCUGUUAACAGCAACGGCACUAAACAAUCAGACCCAGAAAAACCCAUCAACGACGUUGAAGAUGACGACGUUUCCCCCAUUGAGGAGGUCAGGCUAACCGUUACCAACACGGACGACCCGACCCUUCCUGUAUGGACCUUCAGGAUGUGGUUCUUGGGUUUGCUAUCAUGUGGACUUCUCUCUUUCCUUAACCAAUUCUUUUCUUACAGAACAGAGCCUCUUGUUAUCACCCAAAUCACCGUACAAGUUGCCACACUUCCUGUCGGCCGUUUCUUGGCUGCUGUGCUACCUACUACCAAGUUUCGGAUACCUGGUUUCGGGUCAAGAACGGUUUCUUUGAACCCGGGGCCAUUUAACAUGAAAGAGCACGUACUCAUCUCCAUCUUUGCAAAUGCUGGAAGUGCAUUUGGAAAUGGAUCUGCUUAUGCUGUUGCUAUUGUUACUAUAAUCAAAGCAUUUUACAAGAGGAAAAUUUCAAUCUUGGCUAGUUGGAUUCUCAUAGUUACAACACAGGUAUUAGGAUAUGGGUGGGCGGGGCUGCUGAGGAAGUAUGUGGUGGAGCCUGCUGAAAUGUGGUGGCCUAGCACUCUGGUUCAGGUCUCCCUCUUCAGGGCUCUGCAUGAGAAAGAUGAAAAAGAUCAACGCAUGACAAGGGCUAAGUUCUUCCUAAUUGCACUAAUUUGCAGCUUUUCCUGGUAUGUAGUUCCAGGAUACCUAUUCACAACACUUACAAGCAUCUCAUGGCUCUGCUGGGUGUUUUCAAAGUCAGUAACAGCCCAGCAACUUGGCUCAGGCAUGAGAGGCCUUGGACUUGGAGCUUUUAGUCUUGAUUGGUCUGCUGUGGCAUCUUUCUUGUUCAGCCCCCUCAUUAGCCCUUUCUUUGCCAUUGUCAAUGUUUUCCUGGGUUAUGUAUUGAUAAUCUACAUUGCCAUUCCCAUUGCUUACUGGGGACUAGACCUGUACAAUGCACACAGAUUUCCCAUAUUCUCUUCCCACUUGUUUACAGCCCAAGGCAAGAAGUAUGAUAUAACAGCUAUUGUUAAUGACAAGUUUGAGCUAGAUCUGCCAAAGUAUGAGGAGCAAGGAAGAAUUUAUUUGAGCAUGUUUUUUGCUCUUACUUAUGGGUUUGGUUUUGCAACCAUUGCGUCGACACUUACGCAUGUGGCUUUGUUCUAUGGAAGGGAGAUAUAUGAGAGAUAUCGAGCUUCUUACAAGGGCAAUGAGGAUAUCCAUACCAGAUUGAUGAAAAGAUACAAGGAAAUACCUUCCUGGUGGUUUCACCUGUUGCUGGCUGUUACACUUGCAAUUUCGCUUGUUCUCUGCAUAGUCUUGAAUGAUGAGGUUCAGAUGCCAUGGUGGGGACUCAUCUUUGCCAGCGCUAUGGCUUUCUUCUUCACCCUUCCAAUCAGCAUCAUAACUGCCACAACAAACCAGACACCAGGGCUAAACAUAAUCACAGAGUAUGUCAUGGGUAUCAUAUAUCCAGGAAGACCAAUAGCCAAUGUCUGCUUCAAAACCUAUGGUUAUAUGAGUAUGGCUCAGGCUGUCUCUUUCCUUAAUGAUUUCAAGCUUGGACACUACAUGAAGAUCCCUCCAAGAUCAAUGUUCUUGGUUCAGUUCAUUGGAACAAUGCUUGCUGGAACCAUCAACCUUGCAGUGGCAUGGUGGCUGCUAAACUCCAUUAAUAACAUAUGCCAGGACGAUCUGCUUCCCCCUGACAGUCCUUGGACAUGCCCAGGUGACAGAGUCUUCUUUGAUGCAUCUGUCAUAUGGGGUUUGGUUGGACCUAGACGGAUUUUUGGAAGUCUUGGAAAUUAUCAAGCCAUGAAUUGGUUCUUCCUUGGAGGUGCAGUAGGACCAGUUAUAGUUUGGCUAUUACACAAGACAUUCCCAAAGCAAUCUUGGAUUCCCCUAAUCAACCUUCCAGUUCUUCUAGGAUCAACUGGAAUGAUGCCUCCAGCAACAGCAGUAAACUACAAUUCCUGGAUCAUAGUUGGAACAAUAUUUAAUUUCUUCAUCUUCCGCUACCGGAAGCAGUGGUGGCAAAGGUACAAUUACAUCCUUUCAGCGGCACUGGAUGCAGGGGUGGCUUUCAUGGCAGUGCUAUUGUACUUUUCAGUGGGCAUGGAAAACAGAACUUUAACUUGGUGGGGUACAGAUGGCGAACAUUGUGAUUUAGCAACCUGUCCAACAGCCAAAGGCAUAGAGGUUGAUGGUUGUCCAGUGAACUAAUCAUAUUGUUUCUUCUGUUGCAUGUUUCUGUUAUAAGUGUUGCAUAGGAUAGAUUUCGCAGAUAAUACAAGAGUAGGAUCAACAAUGAACUACAAGGAUGGAAAGAUUAUGGCAACUGGAGGCUUCAUAUGUAAUAUAAUUUUUCCAUAAAUUCUGCUUCAUAUA
This is a messenger RNA of Hevea brasiliensis (rubber tree), 2547 nucleotides long. RefSeq names its product oligopeptide transporter 4. Gene Ontology annotation, molecular function: oligopeptide transmembrane transporter activity. Gene Ontology annotation, biological process: transmembrane transport. The transcript has 6 exons. The record is from RefSeq and is a predicted model, not a curated record. Bases 94 to 2382 code for a protein of 762 amino acids. NCBI's taxonomy places the organism in Eukaryota, Viridiplantae, Streptophyta, Magnoliopsida, Malpighiales, Euphorbiaceae.